AUGGCUGUAACACUAAAGCGGAAACGAGUCGCUGUCUCGUACAAGGAACCGAGCAGCGACGAUGACCUUUCUGAGAGUUCUAACCAUGAGCGAACCACCCAAAAGCGAACUGUUCCCUCUCGCCGAUUAACUCGGCGCAUGCGCGCUACCGACCAAGUUUCGAGUGAAAGCGAACAUGCAUCGCCAGAGCCUGUCCCAGUCAAACGCAAGCAGCCCUCUAGAAAUCCACAGAGACGAGGUAAAGGGGCUGUUUCAUACAAGGAUAUCAGCUCAGAUGAAGACGAAGAAGACCCCGAUGCGGACUUCGAGAUAGAGCAAGAGCGAAUGAUGGCGGUGCGAACAAGGUCAAGACCGAGUGCGCCACCGUCAUCUAAGAUACAAAAGAAGCGCGCACCUAGAGACAGGCGCACUCGACGUGCUGUCCUGGGCGCACCGCUUGCGCCGAACGAGGAAGCGCAGGUUGGGUGGCGAGUGACUGACAUCCCCACGGAUGGAUGCGUACCUGCAUGGGCCUCACUUCCCUACCACGUACUCCUUCAGAUAUUCGUCUAUGCCUCACAUCCACUUCAUGAUGAGAAUAUGAAACCCACUUCUGCGAUACCUUGGCUAGUACAAAUGGCUAGAAUGUGCUCUACAUUCGCAAAACCGGCCUUGACGGCGCUCUAUCGCAACCCGCCGAUAUUUGCCACCAGGCAGUCUCGAAAAGAUCUUGUUCGCCAUCUCAUUGCGCCUCCACAGGGAGCAUAUGACGACUAUCGGGUCAUGGUAAAGCGAUUGGAGCUGGACGCCACACAAAUGACUACACUCACGGACUCGACCAAUAGCGUGACAGAUCUGGCAGCUCUGGUCCAGUCACUGACAACACUGCGUGAAAUUGACAUUUUUGACCCCAUGGACAGACCGCCGUUCCGCCCACGGCUUCGGCGAAUCCGCCGGUGGGUAUACCCAAGUGAGCUUUUUGACGCCUUACGCCAGACGAAUCUGCGAUUAAGAAGCUGGCGAUGGAACAGUACUUUCUGUAACCAGGGCCCUCUAUGGAUCAAAAGCAUCCAUACAGAUAGCGCGUUUCAGAGCCUCCGCGAUGUGACCUUGACAAAAUUCCACCCUGAAGUUAGCCAAGGUGAUAGCGAUGAUGUUGAAGCUCCACCAACGAUAGAAGAGCUAUUGGCGUCUGCACUGGCCGUGCUUCCCCAGUUAAGAAGCUUGUCGUUCGAGACGUGUGGAGUUGUCAGUGGGCGGCUCCUACCCCUGUUACCGAGCAACCUUGUCAGCCUGAACAUUACCGCUUGCGGCGAGCUACUCUCUGAUGCAUUCCAAGCCUUUUUGGCUACGCAUGGUGCACACCUGGAAGAGUUGGUGCUUAAUCACAACCAAGCUCUCGAUUUGUCUUUCCUCGUCGAUCUUAAGCGGUCAUGUCCCAAGCUCGAGAUUUUGAGAAUGGACACAACGUACUACAGCUCUCUAGCCAUGUCUUCGGACAACGAACCCCUCUACGAAACCCUUUUGGGCGAGAAUGAGAUUCCUACGUGGCCAUGCACGCUGCGGACGCUGGACCUGCAGUAUCUACGGAACUGGAACUCAACAUCAGCUGCCAACCUGUUCAAGUCGCUAAUUGACUCUGCCGAGAAUCUUCCCUUUCUUCAAGAAAUCACCAUCAUAGCAAUGGUUGACACCGACUGGCGACAGAGAGCAGAGUUCAGACAGACAUGGACGGCCAAGUUCAAGAAAGUGUUUGCAAAGAAAUGGGAAGCAGCGAAUCCUCAUCUCGCCUCGCUACGGGCAUUCCGGGAAUGGAAGGCGCAGCUUUGCGACGAAGAUAAGGUCGAUUCAUUCAUUGAGGGCGUACCAGAGAAGACAGUGGUGAAGGCCCAAUCUACCAUAGAUGACAAUGGUGACAGCGAUAGUGAUACGCCUUUGGUACCUUCGGAUGUACAAAAGCAAGAGGAGGGCUGGGGCAAGAAGCGGCUGCGGUCUCGCUCCAAGGCAGCGAUGAGCUACGACGAGGAGUCAGAUGACGGGUCUAGUUCUGAAGAGACCGAGGGAUCAGCUGAAGAUGAGCAUUUGUUUGUGCAGGGUCGGUGCCACACGGUCAUUUUCCGUAUUGACAACUUCCGCCCGCGCGAAGAGAUCUUCAACGAGGCCGACUUUCUUGAUGCUGAGCCCAGCGGCGACGAAGAAUGGAACGGCAAUGACCAUGACCACGAGGAUGGUGGCGGGUAUGCGUGGUGA
Bipolaris maydis ATCC 48331 is the source of this 2229-nucleotide messenger RNA. RefSeq lists its product as uncharacterized. Lineage: Eukaryota; Fungi; Ascomycota; Dothideomycetes; Pleosporales; Pleosporaceae. The record is from RefSeq and is a predicted model, not a curated record.